AUGCUUCGUAUCGAGUCAAAUCAAAAGAAAAGUGAAUGGGCUGAGGAGUUGUGGCGACUGCAAUUAAUUUUAAAUAUCACAAAACAAAAGACAACGCAGUAUUCUCCCUUAAACUUGUUGAUCGGGUCCGAAAAUGCAUUACCGGUAGUCCGCUCGUUAAUACGCGAUGUGGCUUUAGAAAAUUCUACUGACAAUCGUGAGUCAUUACGCGAAUUACGAAGACAGAGGACGACCGAACGGUUGACACGAAAUCAAGCCGAACAAGAUCGACGGGUGAACGAAGAUCGUGAGCCUCCCCGCAUCUAUAAAUUUAAUGAUCUCGUAUUUGUGAUCAAGUACUCCCAGUCACAGGGCAAGUUGGAUCCAGGAAUGCGUGGACCUUACCGAAUUACCCGAGUGCUCGAUCAUGGGCGCUACGAGCUGAAGCUGGUCAGCGGAGCAUACGGCAAGGUUACUUAUGCGGCCGCGCAGUACCUGGUGCCCUGGAGAGGAGAGUGGACCCCGGAGACCUGCGCAGCAUUCUUUGAGGGAGAGGAGAAUGAUGACGUCUCAGCAGAUGCCGUAACUGCUCAGUCCGAUCCUACUCAAGAACAACCCGGUCCAUCAUCGAAGCCUGACGAGGACGUCAGACUGUCAGGAGAGGCCGUGUUAGCGGCAACACCAGAAGCUGAUUCACCUAGCCACCCCCCUACCUCUCAGAGUGUAUAAAAACUGCCUCGCCACGUGACUCGUUCUCUUUUUCCCUUGAGAAUUCGU
Molecule: messenger RNA, 756 nt
Organism: Aricia agestis (brown argus)
Lineage: Eukaryota; Metazoa; Arthropoda; Insecta; Lepidoptera; Lycaenidae
Exons: 2
Coding region: 1-708 (235 amino acids)
Source: RefSeq, a predicted model, not a curated record